AUGUUCCAGGCGCAGCAGAGGACGCCUGAGAAGCCGCACCAGUGUGACCAGUGUCCAACAGCCUUCACCAGAAACCACGACCUCAAGAGGCACAAGAGGAUACACUGGGCGGUGAAGCCAUAUCCGUGCGAUGGCUGUGAUAAGGCUUUCUCAAGGAAAGAUGCGUUGAAGGUGCGUUCUCUUUCAUACUCUCUUCUUAUUCCGGUUCUCUCUUCUCACCUUUUGCCUUUUGGGCAUGUCUUGUUCUCACAUGCUGACCAACUGGUUUUAGAGGCACAAGCUGGUAAAGUGUUGCGGCGAAAAGGAUGA
Molecule: messenger RNA, 309 nt
Organism: Cryphonectria parasitica EP155
Lineage: Eukaryota; Fungi; Ascomycota; Sordariomycetes; Diaporthales; Cryphonectriaceae
Exons: 1
Coding region: 1-309 (102 amino acids)
Source: RefSeq, a predicted model, not a curated record